AUGGCAACACCAAAAGCCAUGUUGUCUAGAUCUCGUAGUCGGGCUACACCGGUUACGCGGAUCUUUGUGCGCCAAUCUUCCACAUCACAAGGUCAAAAUUGGGCCGGUCGUCCAUUCGAUGUCGCCAAAGACAACGUUGCGCAACUGGCGGCCAGUCCUCGCCGGGCUUUGACACUGGCAGAUUUACUCAAACACGGACGUCCCCCUCUGUCCAAAGACGCACUUUUAGCCUCGGCCAACUUCACUCUCUCGCUGCUGCCCGCCCGUCUGGCAUCUCGAAUCCAAGCCCUGCGAAAUCUCCCUUAUAUUGUGGUUUCAAACCCCCACGUCUCCAAAAUUUACCAUAAUUACCUCCACUCGCUGUCGACUCUCAUACCCUACCAGCAGCGCCGAAUCACGACACUCGAAGAGGAAAACCAGUUUGGAGAUGUGCUUGCAGACCUCGUACAGACACACACAAACACAAUCCCAGUUCUCGCACGUGGUUUCCUAGAGUGCAGGAAGUACGUCAGCCCAGCCGAUGUCACGCGCUUUCUGGACACGCAUCUGCGCGCUCGUAUCGGCACGCGUUUGAUUGCCGAGCAACAUCUGGCUCUUCACUAUGCCUCUCAGCCUGUCGGCGAUACGCCCUCUGGGACAACGGCCGGGUCAACAAACCAGAGCAAGAUCCCAUCAAAUUACAUUGGAGUCAUUGAUACAGCGUUGCAGCCAGCAAACAUCAUUCGGCUGUGUGAAGACUUUGUCGGAGAAAUCUGCGAGUUGAAGUAUGGCGUGCGACCGACGUUGAAAAUCGGAGGCCAACCCGAGGCUGCGUUUGCUCACAUCCCCGUGCACAUCGAGUACAUCAUCACGGAGUUACUGAAGAACGCGUUCCGGGCAACUAUCGAGAACGGGAAUGAGCGGGAGCCUAUCGAAGUGACUAUUGCGGCUGCCCCAGAUGUCCCUGGAAAUGAGCGCCCAGUCCAAGGCGAUACCGAUAUUGGAUUUGAAUUUGAUGCGGAGAGUGAACGAGGGAGCUCACCUGAGCCCACUGGGAACUGGAACCCGUCUUCUCAGAGCAUCACAAUUCGCAUCCGUGAUCGUGGUGGCGGUAUCCCACCUGAAGUUCUGCCUCAUAUCUGGUCGUAUAGCUUUACGACGUUCUCGGAUAUGGAUUUUCAGUCCUCGGAUAAUGGCAUGGAUGCUUUGAAUACUAUUUCUGCUAACAGUGGGCACCUCAGCAGUAUUGCCGGCCUUGGUUAUGGAUUGCCCUUGAGCCGAGCUUACGCGGAAUAUUUCGGUGGCAGCAUCGCCGUGCAGAGUCUUUGGGGAUGGGGCACAGAUGUCUAUUUGACACUGCAGGGAGUUGGCAGAAUCGAUUAA
This is a messenger RNA of Penicillium nucicola, 1362 nucleotides long. RefSeq names its product alpha-ketoacid dehydrogenase kinase family protein. Gene Ontology annotation, cellular component: mitochondrion. Gene Ontology annotation, biological process: protein phosphorylation; regulation of glucose metabolic process. The record is from RefSeq and is a predicted model, not a curated record. Bases 1 to 1362 code for a protein of 453 amino acids. The transcript has 2 exons. NCBI's taxonomy places the organism in Eukaryota, Fungi, Ascomycota, Eurotiomycetes, Eurotiales, Aspergillaceae. Gene Ontology annotation, molecular function: pyruvate dehydrogenase (acetyl-transferring) kinase activity.